AUGUCGGCCGCAACGUGGGCGUCGCCGUCCUCCUCCUCGGGGUCGCUCAGCAGCUCCUUCGGAGUGCACGUGCCAUCGGGUUUGCGCCACUUUGAAGGUCGAUUCCAGAACCUGCGCGGGCAAUCGCUCUUCUACUUUUCGCUCUACCCGCCGUCCAAGCGCACGCUGCGCGGCGUCGUGUUGUAUCUCCAUGGCGCGGGUGAUCACUGCCGCCGGUACAUGUCAUUGUACGAAUGCCUGUGUGAAGAAGGCUUCGGCGUCAUCAGCUACGACAUGGUGAACCAUGGCGCCAGUGAUUGCGACGGCCACAAGACACGUGGCCACGUACGCAGCUUCCGCCAGCUCGUGGAAGACACGGAUACGUACGUUGCGUUCGCCAAGAAUGCAAUCUUCCCCCAAACCAGCCUCUUGAUGCCGCCCUUGAUCAUUGCCGGCACGUCUUUCGGGUCGCUCGUGGCGUUGCACGUCGUUCUCUCCGGACAACACAAAUUCUACGCCGGUUUCUGGGCUGGGCCAACGGUCGGCAUGGAGAUGUCGACGCCCUGGAAGGUUCAGGCGGCGUUCAUCCAGCCUUUGGCUCUGCUACUGCCUCGGGUGCGUCUGGUGCCGGGUGUUGACUACGAGCUGCUCUGGCGAGAUCCUGGUACCUUAGAAGACUUCAAGGCCGACGUGUUGGCGACAAAGAGCGACAUCACUGCCAGGACGAUGCAACAGACACUCAGCGCCAUGCACCGCUUGACGAAAGACAAGAGCAUCAAGCAAGCCGGGAGCGGCUUCUGUGCUAUAAGUGUGCUGUUCCUGGUCGGAUCGGAAGACCACAUCGCCGAUCAAGGCGUGACGAGGAAAUUUCACGACAAAUUCGCCAACAUGGACAAACAGUUCAAAGUGUUCGACGGCGUCUUCCACAGCGUCUUCGAGGACCCAAAGCGAGACCUAGUCUUCGCCUUCCUUUGCCAAUGGCUACGAGACCGCUUCCCUGAGCUGCACACAGAUAAAACCUCUUGA
This is a messenger RNA of Phytophthora infestans T30-4, 1005 nucleotides long. RefSeq names its product serine protease family S33, putative. Gene Ontology annotation, molecular function: lipase activity. The record is from RefSeq and is a predicted model, not a curated record. The coding region runs from base 1 to 1005 and encodes 334 amino acids. The transcript has a single exon. Gene Ontology annotation, cellular component: membrane. NCBI's taxonomy places the organism in Eukaryota, Oomycota, Peronosporomycetes, Peronosporales, Peronosporaceae.